Messenger RNA from Ctenopharyngodon idella (grass carp), 6633 nucleotides. RefSeq names its product grainyhead-like transcription factor 3 (gene grhl3). Bases 4046 to 5701 code for a protein of 551 amino acids. Gene Ontology annotation, biological process: regulation of transcription by RNA polymerase II. The record is from RefSeq and is a predicted model, not a curated record. Lineage: Eukaryota; Metazoa; Chordata; Actinopteri; Cypriniformes; Xenocyprididae. The transcript has 15 exons. Gene Ontology annotation, cellular component: nucleus. Gene Ontology annotation, molecular function: DNA-binding transcription activator activity, RNA polymerase II-specific; RNA polymerase II cis-regulatory region sequence-specific DNA binding.
AUAAACAUGAGCUAUUUUUUUUUUAGAUUGUGCUUCUGCUGUUUGGAUUACAUUUAUAUUUUAAUGUUUCUCAUUUGAUAGGUAAAACAAGCAGUAUUAGUUUAUAUUUUGCUAGUGCAGUUCGGCGUGUGAUGAGAGAGACGCAAUGCAUAAACAGGUGCGCACAAUUCUGUUCUCACAGCUUUAAACUGAUUUCUUCAGCUCUUCACACCCUGUGAAUACACUGUAAUACCAUUUGCAAACCAUAAACACUAACACUCUGAUUUUGAUUAUGCAUUUAACUUAGGUGAUGAUACAUUUACAUUUAAUAAUUGAGCAGACACUUUUAUUCAAAGCUUUGCAUCAUUUUUUUUUGUUUGUUUUUUUUGAGUUAUGACAACUUUGAGUGAAUUUACAUUCAACCAACAAGCUACAUUGAGUUAGAGGAACUUAAUAAUUUGUAGCAUAAACACAAAUUUUUAAGUUGAUUACUCAAAAAAAAAAAAGUUGCUCCAACUGCCAGAGUUGUAGCCCUGGAACCAAUUCAUCUUCUCUAUUUCAGUUCAAAUCAACAGCAAUCAUAGCACAUGCUAACAUAACUUAUUUAACAUGUAUAUUGAAUGAACAAGUAAGAUAUUACUUGUCACUGGCAUUAGCGCAGUCAUUGCUUAUAGAGUCAGAAGUGUUUAUCUUCAUGUAUCUACUCUUCAGCACAAUGGUAACCACAAAAACUUCAACAUUACAGAAAUGUCAAACAUAACAGCAUUAAACACUAACAGGUCUUUCCCUUCACUAAAAACAUGCAUGCUGGGAAUUAUAAAAUCCACUGCCUAAUUUCCAAAGUUGUCAAGACAAUUUCAUUAAGUUACUACAACCUAAUUUUUUUUAAAAAGACAAUUAACGCAGAAAUUUGAGUUUAAAUUACAGACAAUAUUAAGUUGAUGUAAUGAUCAACAUUAUGUCAAGAGAACUCUAUAAAAUAAUGUUUGCAGCUUAAAAGGUUUAAUUAAAACAAUAAAUUAGAAUUUUUAACUUGCAACCAUGCACUUAUUUAAGUUGUGGUAACAGGUCUCCUGAAUUACUUUUUAAAGUGUGUGAAAGUGAAUUUGUGCCUCUUUGGGAUAGCACCACAAGGCGCCGUUCACUUACGGAAUGCAAGCUUCUGGAGGGCACAUAGGUCUGAAGUAGUGAGUUUAGGUAUAGUGGUGCAGAGCCAGUGGUUGUUCUGUAGGCCAAUUGAAUUUGAUGCAAGUUCCAAUUGGCAACCAGUGCAAUUUUAUGAGGAGAGGUGUGACGUGCCCUCUCUUCGGCUCGUCAAAGACCACUCUCGUUGCUGCAUUCUGGAUCAGUUGCAGAGAUUUGACAGUGCAUGCUGGAAAGCCUGCCAAGAGAGCAUUACAAUAGUCUAGUCUGGAUAGAACAAGACCUCCCAGCAAGCAAUUAGCCUGUCAUUUCACAGUCUCGGUUAACUAGACCUGAUAUAGUCUGGCCAUGAGUAACACACUUCUAGCCAAAAUAACCUUGAAUUUGGUUUCAUGUCGUUUUUGCCAAAAUAACUUGAUAUGAUAUUCCGUCAUGUAAGCAAAGUCAACAGUGAUUACAAAUUAUUUUUAUUUCUUUUGACAUGUUCUAAUUGAUGACUAGUCUAUUGUUGGACUCUGGUUGGACAUCUAUUCAAUUUUCACUGACAGCCCAAAUUUUGCCUUCUUUUAGCCUAGACGUCAGAGCUAUAUUUGGACAGGUAUUAGAUGUCUUUUAAAUGAAAAUUUGCUUGCUGGGCUUGGACAAGGAGCAGUUUAUAUGGAAAAUGAAGAUGAAGUGUGCUUAAACAUCAUACAGUCAUAUGGUGGGGUACAAAAAUAUAAUUUGCACAAGUAAAUCUGUGAUAUUGAUCAUGUGACUCUUUGUACAGUCAGUCAGAUGUUCUUUGGAUCAUCAUAAGCCAUGCUGGAGGACACGAUCAUCAUAUAAUUUGUAAUGGAGAAUGUGUAUAUAAUUAAAAGAUGCAAAAUAGAAGCAUUUUCACUGGUCUCAGAUUUUUAUUUUAUCAAUAUAGUAAGCAACUGUAUGUGAUUUGACACAUCAGAAUACUCAGAAAUCAGAAUACUCAGAACUGUUUUAUUAUGUAAAUAGUGAAUAGUGAUGGUUAGUGGAAAAGUGAUUGCUAUUUUUUGUCACACCUUGAGAGAUUCUGGGAUAGAAGAAUCACAAUAGAAACUCUCAUGGGAUACUUCUUAUAUUCUUUUCUCUUCUUUUUCUUUCUUUAUUGCUUGCUUUCUCUUACGUAUACCUCAGCGAUGGAGCCUUUACUCUGGUUUCUGGGUUUUCUGCAUGGUUUCUAGGUGCGAAAUGAUCCCUUUAGAAAAGCUUCUCAAUCUAAGAGCUCUUUCCCUUUACGUUCACACUUCCAGCAGAACAAAACAGAUCUCAACGAGGCUGUUCACACCUGCUGCUUUAAGUAUAUAGGAAUCAGGAUGGCAAAGUUUUCGCUUGAACUUUUAAAAACUCAAUGUGAAUAAGAUGGAAGUAUGGCAUAGGAUGUAUUCUUUGAUGAGAUGUAUUUUAGUUUGACAGCAGAGAAUUGAAAUAAAUACUGUAUUUUCCUGAUUUCUUGCUAGUGAGAAACCAUCGAUCUCUUGUUUUAACAGACAUGAAAUAUGCAAUAUUUUAAUAAAAUAUGGUAUAUAUGUGAUAUGCACUGUAUCCAUAGUUGGUUUUCAUGGAAAGUAACUACACCAUAUAUUCACAGCUCUUUAAAGUAUAUGAAAAUUGCAUUUGUGUACAGGAACUCAAGCUCAUUUACUGUAAACCACUACAGAGUUAUCAGCAUUCCUGACUUCCUUCUCUGCUUCUUAUAAUCUAUGUCUUCUGCACAUUUUUUUUUGGAUCAACUCCAAGACGCCUGAGGGGUCUGGUGUGUGUGUGCGUGUGUGAAACUGUGUGGGUGUGUUUGAAGGCAGAAGGCAGACCGCAGAGCACGCACCCUCUGACACAAUGCCAGAUACCUUCAGGUCUUAACAAAACUCAGAUUAAUUGAAUCACAUAAAUGCAAACAUAUCUUCUGUUUAUUUAUGCAUAAGGAUAAAAUGCAAAGACUGAAAAUAUUGUGUAUAAAAAAUAAUCAGUGUAGAAAAAUCUUUAUCCCCAUUAAAAAAAUCAUUAUUCCCAUUAAGACAAAGUCAAAAGGCAUUUGUAUUAACCAAAACGCAACAUGGAAUACAAAUGUUUAAGAUUUUAAAAGGUGCAUAUGCAGUUCUUUAUCUGUUUGCAUCAGCUCCCGUCUGAGACAGAGAUGCAUAUUUGACAUCAUUCUGACGUGGCAGAAUUUAAUCUGCAAAUCAUACAUUUAGACUUUGUAGUAAAUGUUUUGAGGGAAAAAAUAUUUCAUUUGCAACUUGCAUUAGAAUUAAUGAUCAAGAAUUAAGCAUGAUACACAUACCUAUUAUCAUAAUUGUUUUGGGAAAGCGUGAUAUGUAAUGAGAAAGUAAUUAAAUGCAAGUAAAUAAUUGUGACUUUUUUGUUUUCCUAAUUAUAAAUUAUAAAAUAAAGCAAAAUGAAGCCAAAAUGCAGCCAAAACCUCCUUUUUCAUUCUAUUAGAGGUUGAGAGAAUGACACAACCUUUAAUUUGCAUGUUAAAACCUUGUUCUUUCACCUUUGCCUUUUGGUUUCUGAUCCCAAAUAAGAUGCAUUUCACACCUGUGGCUGCAGACUCUCAGUCUUUUAUAUUAGGUGUUAAUGAGUUAGACCCCCCCCCACACACACACACACACACACACACUCAAAACGCACUCACACGCAUGCUGAAGUUUCUCUCCAGCACUGAGAGAGUUAAGGAAGGAUACACCUGUCCUAUCACACACCUGUCUCAGGCUGGCAGCCAAUCAGAGCAAAGAAGGCAACCUUCUAGGUGGAUAAAUAGUGAGACGAUGUGGAUACAAAUCAAACCACUUCAUUUAUCAGGAUAUAAACACACAGACACACAUCCAACCAGAGAUUCAAACACAUCUGGGAGAAGAUACAAGAUAACAAACUAAGGAUUUUAUAACUACUGUCUGUCAGAGGAGUCAUGACCAAGGAGAUUGAGGCUCUCAUGGUACAACAGAACGAGAGUUUCAGCUACUUACGCUAUCCAGACAAUUACAUGAUGGAAUCUUGGUCUUACGAGGACGACAAGACCAAACCCAGACUGUCUUCGGAUGAAGACCUCGCUAUAGAACUCUUCUAUGAUCCCUGCAAGCCCUCAAAAGAGCCGAUGAUGACAUGUACCCGUGGUAGCAGCAUGUACAAAUCCAGAGAGGAGAGGACACCAAACAGCUCUUCCCCUGAGCUGGCCACACUGGAGAACGCUCAGAUCAUGAAAAUUAUUUCUGACAAUAUUAACUUCAGCCACGUAAAGCAACCAUUACCAGGCUCUGACCCAGUCAACAUCAACAGCAUCUUGGAGUCCCUCCUUCCCCAACCGCCACAGAAAUCAUGGCCAUCUCACCAAAACUUUCUGGAGGUCACCCCUGAGCCUCUUGGCAACAGCAAUGCGUUUGUGGGACAGACAAGCCCUGUAUACUCCUACCCCAACUCUUCUCCAGAGAGAUACAGGAAUGACUUCCAAUUCGUUCUUGGCGCCCCACAAGCUUCCCAGCACAAGACAACAGAAAUACCCAUGGUGUACCUCAACAAGGGGCAGUUUUACCCCAUCACGCUGCAGGGAGUGGACAGCACUGCUGGGGUUUCAUGCAGCAAAGUAAAAACGGUGAUCAUGGCUGUGUUUGAGAAUGACAAGAGUCCUGAGAUGCAGCUGAAGUACUGGAACCACUGGCACGCUCGACAGCCUACCGUCAAACAGAGAGUCAUUGAUAUCGCUGACUACAAGGAAGUUUUCAGCGGAGUGAGUAACUUGGAAGAGGUUGCUUUCAACGCACUGUCCUUUAUCUGGAACACCAAUGAAGAAGCAAAGGUGCACAUUGGCAUCAAUUCUCUGAGCACUGACUUCUCCUCGCAGAAAGGGGUCAAAGGUCUUCCUCUGAAUCUUCAGAUCGACACCUAUGAUUUCAGCUCAGGGAACAACCGUCUCAUUCACAGAGCUGUUUGUCAGGUCAAGAUCUUCUGCGAUAAGGGAGCUGAGAGGAAGAUGAGAGAUGAAGAGAGGAAGAGAAGCAAGAGGAGGACCAAGAAUGUUUCAGACUCCAGCAACAAUGGUUGCAAACAAGCCCUAGUCUCCAGCUCUGUCGGAAGGGAUUCUACCUACUUUAAAACUAUAGAAGAUCACGUCACGCAACCUGUUUUAUUCAUCCCAGAGAUGCACUUCAGCACUAUGCAGCGCUGUGGCCUGGUGCCCCCUGUUAGCAUGGAGGAAAUCGAUAAGACAUCACGGAAGCGUAUCAACAGCUACGCAGACGGCGGCGACCAGAGCAGCUCCCCUCCGAGCAAACAAGCCCGCCGAGACGAGCAACAGAGAGUUCUACUGUACGUCAGACGAGAGACCGAGGAAGUAUUUGACGCCCUCAUGUUGAACACGCCAACCCUCAAGGGCCUGAGAGAAGCGAUUUCAGAAAAGUACGGUAUGCAAGAAGACACCAUUGGGAAAAUCUUCAAGAAGUGCAAAAGAGGGAUUUUUGUGAACAUGGAUGACAACAUCAUCGAGCAUUACAGCAACCACUCUGCCUUCCUCAUUGAGAUCACUGAAGUUAUGAUCAGCCACUUCCAGAUCACACUAAUGGAGUUAUAAAAGGCAUCAUUGACUAGUGACGCCACACCUGGUGCUGCUGGCAGCUUCUCUCUGCCCUCUCGAACAAAAAGCACAACUGUGAGCCAGAUUCUGCUGUGCCAGAACUGUCGCUAUGGAAACAAAAGAGCUCACCUGCCAGUUAUAUCAUUUUCAGUUUCAACAGACAUAUCAAUAUUGACCAGUGUAAAUACAAGUUACCUCUUUUGUACCUUUUUUAUUAUUUUAUCUACAACUAUUUUAUAACAUGAGCAAUUAUGAUCAACAAGGUACAUUGUAAAUAUUAAUUGUAAAUAGACAUAAUUAUCAUAAUGUUGUGUGUUGACAUGAUUUUUAAAAAGAUAUAUGUUAUUAUUUCAAUGAUAAACUUGCCUUUUUAACGCUGCCUCUUUGCUGCUUAUGAUAGGCCCAUCAUUUCUAGGAAAGGAUGCGAGGCGUUUGUAUCGCUUUAUGGUUUGCAUGUUUAUUAAUCUUGCCGCGUGUUACUUAAGCAUACUUCCAGUCAGGGUGCUGUAACUGUCAGCCUUUUAGUUUCACAUCUGAUACGCUCCACAAACACACAUGAGUGUUUUAGACCUUUAAGUCGCACAUUUCCCCCUUUUAAAGAGCUGUGUAUCUGUCAGUGUUUCGAUCAUCUUUUUGAAAACUGGCUCCACACAUUUCGAAUCUUGUGUGGCUGUAAUGGUUGUCAGGACAACCGGCCAUUUGUCCUCCAACAUUUAAACAUGAAAGUUCGGAUGAACCACUGCAAUAUCGAACUUGCCCAAAUAUCAGAUUAAAUCAUGCUGACUUCAUUUUGUGCAUUUUGCUUCACAAAACUUGUACAUUUCAAAUGCUUUGUAUUGCUGUCAAACAAUAUUGAUAUACUAAAGCUGUGUUUCCUUUUUUUACUGCCUUUGCUUUUGUAAGGAAAAUAAAAAAAAAUCCAUAACAUA